GAAGAAGGAGAGAAGAGAAGAAAUGCUGAUCUGUUAUAUGAAAACACUCGAGAAGAGAUAAGAAAAAAGGAAGAGGAAUGCAGGAAAGAAGUUGAAAUGAAACAACAAGCUGAAGAGUCUGUCAAAACACUGAAUGCAGAAAUGAAUAUAUUAAGAAACUAUUUGUCUGAGCUUGCAGAAAAGUACAACGAGAGUCAGAGGCAGCUAUAUGGAGAGCGGAAUGCCAGACAAUUACAAGGUUGGAUUCUGGCCAAUCAACUUUACACACAAACUGAAACAGAAAUGACUCUGAGGGAAAUGGAAUCUCAGAUUUGUCAGAGUUAUGAAAAAGAACGAUUUCUCAUGUGUACAAAUGACAUGUUGCAUGAAGAAAUAGCCACGCUACAAAUGGAAAUAGCCACAAUAAAAUAUCAGAAUGAGGAAAAAGAAAAUAAGUAUAUCAACCACAUUAAAAUUGUGGAAGAAGUGAAUGAGAACCUUCAAAUGACCAUGAAAAAGAAUGUGGAAAAGUUAACAGACACAGUAUCUCAGUAUAGUGACCAGCUUAAUGCUCUGGCAUGUGAGAAUGCCUUGCUAAAUGCUCAACUACAAAAUGAAAAAGAGAGCAAGGAACAACUGCAAGCAGAACUUGCAUCCUGCAGUUCUAGACUGACUGCUGCAAUACAUGAUCAAUACGUUGAUCAAAUUCUGAUGUCAGGAAGAGACGUCGAAAUGUCUUUCCAGAGAGCAGGACAUGAGUGGUUUUGCUUACGGAAUGAAAUAAAUGUACCUGUGUCUGAUCUCAAAGAAAACCAUGAGACUUUUGGUCAAAACUGUUCUAAGGCUCAAAGUCAAAUCGGUAGCCUGGAAGAUGAGUUCCAUAGCACAAGAAAUGUUCUGAGAGAUAAGACUCUGUCUUUGGAAUGUGUCCAAAGACACCUCUACCAAACAGAAUGUCAAAUGGAAAAGAUCAAUCAAAUGUAUGAAAAUGAACAAUAUCAAGUGAAGAAAUACAUUGGACAACAGGAAUAUCUAGAGGAGAGAAUAUCUGAACUAGAAAGAGGAAAUAUGUUGCUUCGAGAGCAACUGGUGUACGCUCACAGCAGAGCAGAGCAUAAAGAGGAGACACUGAUGAAUAUGCGAGAGCAAUUUCAAGAUACUGUGAAAAACCUUCUAGCUGAGAACGGAAAGCAAACCCAUCUGCUAGAAGAUAGAAUUAAGCAGUUAAUCGGUGAAUGCAAUCAGUUGAAAGAAAGGCUGUAUCAAAAUGAAAAAGGGAAACCAGAAGAAGCACAAGCAGCAUCGGAAGAAUACAGAUGACAGUGGAGAGAGAAUCAUCUGGCUGCAAUAAGCAGUCAGAGGGAAUUCAGAAUGAAUAAUCUUGAAUCCCAAGUCUCCAAUAUGACAACUGCUCCAGAAGAUUUUCAUUGUAUUGAACUGGAAAAAUAUAAACACUUCUAUCAAUUAGAGUUAGAAGACAGAAAA
Molecule: messenger RNA, 1464 nt
Organism: Lemur catta (Ring-tailed lemur)
Lineage: Eukaryota; Metazoa; Chordata; Mammalia; Primates; Lemuridae
Product: ankyrin repeat domain-containing protein 26-like
Exons: 4
Coding region: 97-1299 (400 amino acids)
Source: RefSeq, a predicted model, not a curated record